AAGAAUUGAUACAUACUUGUCCACAAUGGCUUUAAUUUAAUUGCUGUAAUGACGUGAGGGAGUUAAAAUGACGAGAUGGUUGAGUCGAUGUUUUGUAAUUGGCUUCAAAAAGUUUUACACCUCGAACGCUAUAGCUAAUUAAAUUGCGUGAUAACGAUCGAUAUUAACGUGCGCCAAGUUGGUUAUUAUUACAAUUGGUUUGAAACUCUAUACACCAGCUCAGUUGGACGUAAACACGAGAUCUGGAUAAAUAUUGUUCGUGUUCGGACGGAGUGAUUUCAUCGGAUCAAGACACUGAGGUUUGUGUACAAAGUAAUGCAAAUGCGGUGAGAGGAAUUUGUAAACCUCCUUGUCGUCUAGCUCAAGUUGAAAUGGCCUCUUCUUACGGGAGCGUACCUAUCGUGAAUAUUUCGAAUGGUGUAAAAGCAAAGCUUCAAAAAUGGAUGGGAAAAGCUAGUACCAACGUUCGCGACAAGCGAUCCGCUAGUUGUCAAGAAAAUGCUGCGGAAAUGACGGAUUACGCAUUGCAGCUACAAAUUAAUAAUGCCAUGCCCGUAACGUAUCAUUCACGGGCACACAGCGCUCCUAUACCGAUGACUUACGGCGAAAAAGUUGCGAAAAAGCCAAGAAAAAGCUCCAUCUCUACUCCUCCCUCCAGUUUUACAAAGAACCAAGGCACCCGUGAGAACAGCAAAAUUGAUGCGUACCCAAAGAAUGGAAUACCACGGGGUCUAACUCACAGUAUGGUGUUGCAUGAGUCAUCGAGUGAGCCCAGCAGUAGCCUGCAAAAGCAGAACAACGUUAACUGUUGUAGUAAAGACUUGAGCCCCGAAGAUCAAACUGAUAGUGUUGCGGUGAGUGCGAGUCGUCGGGCUAAAAACAUGAACACUAACGCUACCGCGACAAACUCGCGUGCGCUGAUGAAAGUUAACAGACCCCCAUGUGCAGUAUCGAAAACAUCUGGAGAAUACUCCGAUGAGAGUGCAAGCUCUGACAACGAGAAAAUCGCAUCGAAUCUCGUCUUCGAGAGCAAUCCCAACGACGUGCAACAGCUUUCUGGGCAAAUUCAAUCGAGGUUGCAGAAGUGGGUCGAGCGGGCAUCACAUCAGGCAGCUUUGCAGGACCGGAGACUCAGCGAAGGGUCUGAAAGUUCUACAGACGACAGUCUCAAUCCACCCGAGAGUCCCAAGUCAAGGUCUUCGGGAUCAGAACCGAAAUCUUGGACGAACGAGAGCCAGGUAAAGACGAUAAAAGAACUGGAGCUUGCUCUGAAAGAACUGGUGGGAAACGUUGGGGUAAGAGGGGGAAACUGGCCUUCGAAGCAAGGUGGAACUCGUUCGCCGGGUUCUAGUGGGCAGAGAUCAAGAAACAAUUCCCAAAAAGACAACGAAGAAUUGGAUGAAAACGGGAAUCAGUGUUUAUUGAACAAACUCUCCCGUGAUGGUAGCGAGUCUGGAUUCCACCAGAACAGAAAUAGCAGCUUAAGUACCGAGUCAGACGCAAGUGUCAAUAUGGCAGACGGGGAUGCUAAAUUGAUGAUUGACAACCCCGAAAAAUCAAAUGAGCUGUGUUCGGAGAAUCAGAUGGAAGACCUCGAUGACGUUAUUUUUGAAUCUAGUUGCCCAAUUCGUGAUCAGAGUAGAAAGUAUGUACACCCACACAAGAAUGGCCGCAGAUCCGUCACGUUGCAGGAAGUUUUGCUAUGCGAAACUCUCAUUGAACAAUGUCCGAUUCAGAAUAAAAGGACAACCCAAACUAACAGCAAAAAAAAUCACUAUGACUCAAUGAAAAACAAAGGCAAGGGUGAAUAUUCGCUGGAAGCUACUAUCAAAAAUCGUUCAGGCAAAUCGGAAUUAGCAGAAAGGCAAAAUGACACUGACAAUUCUAAACUUUCAGAAAAUAGUCAAAACAGGCCAAGAGAUGGACCAGGGAAAAAGCUUGAACGUCCAGGAUUGAGAAAGCAAAUGACAGAUCCCAAUGGAAGUUCUUUAAAGGUCGUCCCCGAUUUGAGAGUUCGAGAAAGCAUGAGACAAUAUUUAAAGUUCAAAGAUGCUGAUCUUUCCGCUUUCGCCGUCGAGUGCGUGCGACAUGCAAACAAAAAGAAACAAAUCUUGCGGGAAGGAGACGUGGAAAAAGAGAAUCUCGGCGACAAAACAGUUCAGCUGUCGAAAAAAGCGAACACAAACGAAACUAACGGUGCUCAGUCUGUUCAGAUAGCAGAGCUACAACCCAUUGUCAUCAUUUCCUCACAGGAUGAAGAUUACAAAACUGACGAGGCCGAAAGAUCGACAACUCCGACUGACUCGUGCAGAUCGUCAAUGGACGAUGAAACCGCAAACAAGCCCGUCGAAAACGAACGUAGAUCACGUUACAGUUUCGCCCGUACUGCGGAAGAAGCCGAGUGGUUCACGAAAGAGUUUAUUGAUCCCGCACAGGGAAAUUGUGUCGCGAAAAAAGAAUCCUUAGAACGCUCGUCGAGUAAUCCCCAGCGGGAUCCCGUGAGUUCGCAACGUUUGUAUAAAUUCCCUUCAAUGCCAAUGUUUUACAUACCAAAAGAAAACGUCGACUCUGAAAAUGGAAAACAAAAGAAAAAAGAAACAGUAAAUGCGCCGUCCGCGCCCUUGCCUCCGCCGAGAAGGUCCGCGGCUUCGUUUCCGUCAGCCCUAGAGUCACUGAACACUAAACCAGAUCCAUUUUAUCAUGGACUAUCUGACUCGACUUCUACGACAAAACAACGAGCAACCAGCAGUUCUGUUCUAACUGGUAAAGAACCAGCUGAAGACGAAAACGGCAAUGAAGUCGACAAGGCUUCUAAGAGGCCAAAGCUGAGAAAGAGAAAGAUGAGUGCACCCUCAAGAUCGGGACUUUACCCAAUGACCAAUGUCCGCGUGGACAUUGAAGCUCUCAUUUGACUUGACUCUAGAACACUUCGGUGUGAAGCUAAGUAAUGGAAAAUUAAAUAUAUAUCAUAGAAAUCAUCUUCAGCCAUGCAUUGCAUGGAGAUCAUUAAAGCUCUUGCUUGACUAAAUGCUUAAUAUUUAAGCCAAUUGUACCUGGACUUUGCAGAAAAAGAGAGAUCCGUCUGAUAAAGUCUCCCGCAUGCAAAGCUUAAAUCUCUGAGACAUUCAACAUCAGACCAAGGGAACAGAUUUUUAUUUUUAUCUUCUCUUGUCAAAGUAUAUUCCGAAAUAUAAAUUCCAUAUUAUUUACAAAAUUUGAACAAAGAUUAAUAUCUACGUAACAUUAUUAUAUAUACAUUCAUUUAAGUGCCUUUCUAGUGGGUCAACAAACUUGACACGUAUAUUUUUGCCAAAAAUGCUUGCUAGUACAUUAUCCUUUCAUCGUUGUUUCAUCGCUGAAGUUUGUAUCUGUUGAUUAUUCGUUAUACAAUUCGUGCUUUUUUGACCCCGAGGCAACGAUAAUUAUAUCGCGGCUACCAAAUGAAUUAACUGUCACAUUUUUUAUUUUAAUAACCCAUGAAUGUUACCGCUGAAGAACAGCGCAUAUUUAAUUUCUCAACAUUUUUUGGUAAUGAAAUCAGCUACAGGAUGCUAUAGAAUUUAUUUUCAUUUUCAGGAGUAUUCCGAACUUUUAUCAAUAUGUUGGAUCGCGUGCCGUGGUCUCCUUAAAUAAAUUUGCUCGCGUGAUUGACUAAUCUGUCGUGAUUUUUCAUCUCGUGAGUUUUUGUGGAUUUUCUUUGUAUUAAGUUUAUCCUCAUCUCCUUUACACCCCCCAGUCUCGAGCUUAUUUUUGCAAGAAAUGUUUUCGUUCCGGCUUUCAAAGCCCGGCUCAUUUUAACACUAUUUACGUGCGCUUAAGGAGUUAGGGUUGCUAGGGUUACCUCAACAACCGUGCUUAUAUUGGCUUUGCUCAAAACCGAAUUGAAAUUACUGUAGAAAAGGGCUUUUUGGAAAAGAAUAAUAAUAAAAAAAAAAACAUGAGUCUAGUUGGCUCCAAUUCCACGUUUUCCUCUAGCCAAAUUUACUCAGGCUUAUCAGUCUAAAGGAAAGAAAAUAUUUCUAUAGUAUUGACUUAGAAAACUUUAUAAUUAGUUAUGUUGUGUUUUCAUGGUUAAGGUAAUUAAAGACAAAUAUUAUAACGUCAACUUAGACAACGGUUAUUCCACAAGUGUUUUUUCCAGAUACAUGUUAAGGUCAAAAUAAACCAACUUCAAAUAUA
This is a messenger RNA of Orbicella faveolata, 4179 nucleotides long. RefSeq lists its product as uncharacterized. The record is from RefSeq and is a predicted model, not a curated record. Lineage: Eukaryota; Metazoa; Cnidaria; Anthozoa; Scleractinia; Merulinidae.